AUGCGCGCCGAGCCGCCCCCGACUUCCUCAGCGGCCCCUGCGAUGACUGUGACCUCCAGCAGCAGUGGGUCAACGCAAGAACACGAAGUCCGUGUUCACGGUCUUGGAAUCACGGACCAAGAUGCCCAUCGACGCUCUCGCUGGAGCAUGACCGAAGCUGAAUCUGGCACCUCAUCAUCUCUCUACAAUCUUGCGUCACCAGCAGGACGAAGAAGCAUGCCAGAGAACAUCAACGGCGACGACGGCAUCCGAUCUCGGCAUCAGAGCGGCGUCCACCACCAUGACCACCCUCCUCUUCCCCCCCUAGACACCAGCAGCGCCCUGACCCACCAGCUUGCGCCGGGCAGUGCUCUUCCUUCGCCGCGGCCUAUGACGCCGUCAUCACCGCCUGACUAUGUUGUCGCAGUCGUUGGAUAUGAGAACGUGGGCAAGUCGACCGUGAUUCGCAGAGCCGUGAAGACGUGGGGCGGAUCACCAGUCACCACCUCGUACACGCCGGACGGCUACAAGAGUAGCAAGGUCGAGUUUGUCGAAAUCAACAUUCGCGCCCUUGACAAAUCCGGCAUUGGGGAGGUCUUCCCUCCUGGAAUGUCACCGGUGUCGGGCUUGAUCCUGUGCUACGAUGCCCACCGUCAGGAGACGUUGCAUGGUCUGAGCGAGGUAAUCCAAUACCUGAGUCCUACGAUGCCUAUGGUCCUUUUCGCGUGCAAGUCGGACCCCGACAUGCCCACAGAGGUCGACGCUCAGGUUGGAGACUCGAUCGGCCAGCCCUACAACGUGGGCUUGAUCGAAGUCACCACUGCGACAAAGCACGGCAAGCACAAGAUGCGAACAGGCCUUCGCUGGCUUCUGUAUCGGUUAGAAGAGCGGCAAUAUCACCGAUCCCCAGUAACCGACGGAUCAGUAACUCAGGAUAGCCCUCAAACCGUCUCGACAGAGCGAAGUGCUUCAGAGCACAGCACCGAAGAGUACUCCGACGCUCACUCCAUCACGUCAAGCUUUGAGAAGAUGCAGAACUGGGACGACGAGGAUGUGGCCUCGGCGCAGAGCACGCCGACACUGGAAGAGACGAACUCGAAGGAGACCAGCCCCGGUGGACACGAGGAGAAGGUACCCGACCAGCCGACAGUCACGACGCCGACGGACAGUUCAUCUGAGCCCCAGGUCUACCUGAGCAUGCAGGAGCUCAUGAAUCAGCUCUUCACCGCCAUCGUCUCCACAGAAAACCUAAUGGCCGAGUUCGUGGAGCGCUUCACCGAGGUCGAGCAAUACGCAGUCUCCAGGGACAUCCGGUUGUGGGCGUUAAUGAAGAUUACCAGCAGCCUUGUGCUGUGGACGACCCGUUAUCCUGGAGAUCUCGCCGACGAAGAGACACAGAACAUCUUCCGCGAUCUACUUGCCCUCAUGCUGCAGUACUCCUUCCUCGCUCACCUCACUGUCGAGCUCGUUAAGGUCGAGCAAAGCCUCGGUGACGUUAUUGACAUCGACCGGUCGUGGGCGUGCGGUUCGAGCGCGCAUCAUCACCCUACAACCCCGACAACCAUUCCUCCGACCACGCCAGCGGACCCGGACUCGUCGAAGGCGAUCGAGCUGGUGGUGGACAAGGAACACUUAUACGACGAGCCAGAAGAGAUGAACGGCAACCUCUCGGUCGCUCAUUCUCACUCGAUGGACAAACCGACUUCGACGCGAUCGAUGUCUUCCUCCAAUCUCUCCGUUGACGCGAUUGGGCGCCCGAGCGAGCACUCGUCUUCCCUCUCAGACUCCAACAGCGACCUCAACCGGCAGCUCACAGCCGACCCACACAGCCAACGUUGGGCUGCCGCGAUCAACACGAUCAUUAGCAUGGACGCCCACGUCUUCGCCGUGGAGCUCACCAAGAUUCAGUGGCAAAUGUUCAUGAAUAUUCGCCCACGAGACAUCCUCCGGCACGAUCUCGGCAAGGAGCGCGACGAUCCGGUUGGCCUUUCCAUCGAGUUCUUCAACCACCUGUCUCGCUGGGUGUCGACCAUGGUGCUCGCUCACCCGAAGCCGAAAAUGCGCGCAAAGGUGUAUGAGGCCUUUGUUCGCAUCGCUCGUCGCCUGCGCAAGCUGAACAACUAUGACUCGCUCUGCGCCGUCAUUGCCGGGUUGCGGGAAACGUCAGUUCACCGACUGGGACAGACCCACGCCCUUGUCAAGCUUGACCCGCUCAUCAUGCGAGACUUCCAGUCUCACCUUCGGCUGAUGGACCCGCGCGGCGGUUACACGCACUACCGACGAGCGCUCCAGGCUGACGCCACCUACGGGCACGCGGCUAUUCCUCUACUUUUGGUUAGCAAGCUGCAGGCCGCGCGCCCAGAAGACCGACGAGCGGACGGUAAGAUCCAGUGGGCAAAGUUCGCUCGCAUGGGAGAGAUCAUGGCCUCCAUCCCCGACUUCCAGGCUCGAGGGUCGAUGGUCCCGGGCAAUGCCACGACCGCCUUCCGUCGCCUUAUUGAGGCGACGCCCGUCAUCUCCAGUGAAGACGUGAGUUACUCGAGGCGACUUCAGACAACUAACAAGCAGGGCCUGUACGAGCGCAGUAAGAUGCUUGAGCCAGCUGGCUCGCAUCCGCAGGGCAUGUUCCGCAAGCUCGCGAGCCUUGCGUUGUGCGUUUACGUUAAACCCAGGGCUGUGAUUGGAGUGACGGCAUUCCAUGCGAUGGCCACACCUCGAGCUCACAACGUUGACCAAGUCUGCCUGGCAGUGCACCGCAGGGGGGGUGAUUUGAGUAACGAAACGGACCCUGGCCGAAGGCGCUCAACGGCCCGAGACGACCUGCCCGGUCGCCCAAGAUUUCACAACAACAGUCCCUGGCAUCUGCAAUGGAGCACCUCUGCUCCUUCCUCACCAUCUGUCCGGUUCUCUGAUCCCCGCGCAUUUGAACUCAUCCUCAUCGCUGUCGUACAGUUGGACUCGAGCCAGCCUCAACAUUCAUCGACAGGUCCCAGAGUUCCCGCCCAUUCCGAAAAGCUGGCUUCAUACCAGAAACCGCUGGCUCUCCUGCCAGCGGGCGAAUACCGAAACAAACUUUGGCUCCAAACCCUUACCUCUCGUGUUCUUGCAUUUAUCCUCUGCCUCGGGUUGGAAGCGCACACCGAGGAGUUCUUCGCUGUCCUUGCAAACCCUAACCUGAACGUCUGUCGCUGGCUCUCCCGUACAUUCCUGCCUCAGACGUCCCAUGGUCCUCUCUCUGCCUUAGAAGGAAGACUCCAUACACAGUUUGCUGGGCAGGUUUCUACAUCUGGAGACGUACCGGAGCGUGAGCUAGCCCCCCUGUCAGCCGUUCUCACUGCUCCAGCGCCUGUCGCCAGUCGGGCCGUCUCAACUUGGCCAGUAGCCAGGUACCAGGACCGAAGUGCGCAGGGCGCAGCAUGUCCACCGAUGCCUGGCGUGCAGCGCCUCCUCGGCCUCUCGGGCCGUAGACCUGGAGCAGCCUCGAAGGCUCACAGUGGGUCUUCCCGAGACGCCCUGUCCCACCUGCCCAUCGCGUCUGACAUUCUGGCACUUGCCGCAUCAUGCGCCCGAAAUGGCUCACCACGUCGGGUCGAGCUCCUCGCAGCUCGCCACUGA
Messenger RNA from Trichosporon asahii var. asahii CBS 2479, 3594 nucleotides. RefSeq lists its product as uncharacterized. NCBI's taxonomy places the organism in Eukaryota, Fungi, Basidiomycota, Tremellomycetes, Trichosporonales, Trichosporonaceae. Bases 1 to 3594 code for a protein of 1197 amino acids. Gene Ontology annotation, molecular function: guanyl-nucleotide exchange factor activity. Gene Ontology annotation, biological process: Ras protein signal transduction; positive regulation of GTPase activity. The transcript has 10 exons. Gene Ontology annotation, cellular component: plasma membrane. The record is from RefSeq and is a predicted model, not a curated record.